Molecule: messenger RNA, 1359 nt
Organism: Branchiostoma floridae (Florida lancelet)
Lineage: Eukaryota; Metazoa; Chordata; Leptocardii; Amphioxiformes; Branchiostomatidae
Product: putative glutathione-specific gamma-glutamylcyclotransferase 2
Exons: 2
Coding region: 106-1020 (304 amino acids)
Biological process (GO): glutathione catabolic process
Cellular component (GO): cytoplasm
Molecular function (GO): gamma-glutamylcyclotransferase activity; glutathione specific gamma-glutamylcyclotransferase activity
Source: RefSeq, a predicted model, not a curated record
ACGUGGAAUUCGACGUCAAACCCAAUAUUUUGUUUGCGCUCGUGACACACAGCAUGUAUGUUGUGGAAUCCGGGAGCUGUUGUUCCGCGCGGUUGACGUCAGAACAUGAUGCAACACUGGCUGAGCGCUGAUUGGCCCGUCUCCCAGAUCUGCGCGCUGAUUGGUCAGGUCACCAGGUCAACCCGCCCGCUAUCCCCCAAAACUUCCGGCUGUCGCGGAAAAUCCUCAGAACUAUUUCCUCGCUUCUCGUGGUGGUUUUUACCGACAACACUCGUUUUUUCUGAUCACAAAUUUGUACUUCUGGCUAUCAUGGCACCGUCAACAAGCGAUCCAGGCGGCGAACAGACUGAUCUGUGGGUGUUUGGGUACGGUUCCCUGACGUGGAACACUUGCUUCCCGUACACGGAGCGAGUAGUGGGGUCCGUGCCUGGCUUCUCCCGCAGAUUCUGGCAGGCCAACACCGUACACAGAGGGACUCCCGACCAGGCUGUCACGUGGGGUGUGGCGUACCAACUGAAAGGUCGAGGGCAGGUCACGAGGGCGCUGCAGCACCUGACCAUCCGAGAGGGGGCGCUGGGAGGCUACACCACGGAGGUGGCUCGCUUCAUCCCAGCGGACGAGUCCCUUCCAUCGCGCGACGUUUUGGUCUACCUGUCCACUGAAGAAAAUCCGCUGUAUCUCGGUCAUUCCACGCAGCAGGAGACUGCAGUAGCCAUCGCAGCCGCUGUGGGGCGCUGCGGACACAACGCCGAGUACCUCUUCAAGCUUUCCCGCUUCAUGAGGACAUCCGUUCCCAUGGUAACGGACGACUACUUGUUCGGCUUGGAAGCCAUGGUGAAGAAUCUACUCGGCCAGGAGCGUGCACAGGAGCUGGAAACUUCUCAGACAGUCGCGGAUGAACUUUCUCUCACCUGUAGAAAAGACUCUGUCCCAAUGCCCUGCCGGUUCGAAUAUCUGCCUUGUAGAACUGUCGCAGAGUGCCAAAGAAUCGAAACGCGACCCGCCUCAGAGUCGGGCUAGUGCAAGUCUUUAAAAAAAUCAUUGAUUUAUGAUGACUUGUACAUAUAUUUAUGCGUAUAUAUAUAUAUUAAUAUAUAUCACUUUUACCUCGAUGUAUAAAAUCAUAUUCAAAGUGAUAAAAAUUAUUUCCCAGUCGUAUGGCUGGACCAAUAUGUGGAAAAUCAUGCACAAUGUGCUAAUGGUGGCAAUAAUAUACGGAUACUUGUUGCCUAAAACAAAAGUGUUACAAUGUAAUUAAUUAAGAUCAGGUUACAAGUAAUUUGAUAACCAACGCGUACACCUGUUGGAAGCUUCGGAGAAAGAAGCAAUAAAGAAGAAAUAGAACACUCGUAGAACUUG